Pollicipes pollicipes is the source of this 729-nucleotide messenger RNA. RefSeq names its product scoloptoxin SSD976. The coding region runs from base 1 to 696 and encodes 231 amino acids. The record is from RefSeq and is a predicted model, not a curated record. The transcript is spliced from 6 exons. Lineage: Eukaryota; Metazoa; Arthropoda; Thecostraca; Pollicipedomorpha; Pollicipedidae.
AUGGAGUGCGAUCUCUGCCUCGCCAAGGCCUCUGCCUUUGCCUUUGCUGUCGGUCUGCUGGUGCUGCUCUGCGCGCUGGACAGCUCCGGCCAGCGGCGCGCCGACUUCUGCCGCAUCACGCAGCAACACUUCCUAUGCCAGCAACGCGAGCCGUCUCCCAACUGCGGCCAGGUCUACCAGCGCGGAAUAUCACGGCAGCUCGCGCAGGACUUGGUGCAUGUGCACAACGUCAUGCGCAGCCGCGUGGCCCGCGGCCUGGUGGACGGCCAGGGGGGGGGGGGCAAGCUGCCGCAAGCCGCUGACAUGCUGGAACUGACGAACAUCGCGACAUUCAGCACGUCCCAGCGGGGCGUUGAAAACUUCCACCAGAAAGUACUGGAUUUGGCCCAAACGUGGAUUGCCGAGUCCGUCUACGCAUCUGUGGACUUCGUCAACACUUUCGAUCAGGGAUGCUGCCACACCGGCACGUACGGCCACUUCGCCCAGGCGGUCUGGUCCAUCACCCGCUACAUCGGCUGUGGCGUAGUCACUCACCAGGGCGGCCUGGGCACGAAGGUGCUGCUGUACUGCAAUUACGGGCCUGGUGGUAUUGUCGUCAGCAAACCAACGUACCGAAUGGGACGGACGUGCUCUGCGUGCCCGCAGGGCACCAAGUGCGACUCGCGGUACGACGGUCUCUGCAACGUGGCGUCGUAGUUGGCCGACACCGAUGCACGUAUGUGCCACGGC